Messenger RNA from Acanthisitta chloris (rifleman), 1548 nucleotides. RefSeq names its product headcase homolog (Drosophila) (gene HECA). The record is from RefSeq and is a predicted model, not a curated record. NCBI's taxonomy places the organism in Eukaryota, Metazoa, Chordata, Aves, Passeriformes, Acanthisittidae. The transcript is spliced from 4 exons. Bases 1 to 1548 code for a protein of 515 amino acids.
AUGGAGGUCACCAGAAAAAUCCACCUGAUGCUGAGGAGUGUGAAGAGUCUUCCUGGCUUGUGCAUGAUUGCUUAUGGCAUGGAGAACCAAUUGUUGCCUGACCUGGAUAAACCAGCUCAGAGUUCACAUGGGAGUAUCAGGAGUACUUUGGCAUUAGCUGUCCUGGUACUGAUACAGGUUCUCUUUGAAGCCCCUUGUGCUACUCCACUGAUCUGUAGCUUUGGAAGGCCGGUGGACCUGGAGAAGGAUGACUACCAGAAGGUUAUAUGCAACAACGAGCAUUGUCCAUACAGUACUUGGAUGCACCUUCAGUGUUUCUACGAGUGGGAAAGCAGCAUCCUUGUCCAGUUCAAUUGCAUUGGCAGAGCCAGGAGCUGGAACGAAAAGCAGUGUCGCCAAAACAUGUGGACCAAGAAGGGUUAUGACCUGGCUUUUCGCUUUUGCUCCUGUCGGUGUGGGCAGGGUCAUUUAAAGAAGGACACUGACUGGUACCAGGUGAAGCGAAUGCAGGAUGAUAAGAAGAAGAAAUCAGUGUUGGAGAAGAGUACAGGAAGGUCAAUGGCAGAGUCAGCAGAGGAGGCCAAGAAGGGCAGGCCGGCCAACAAGCCACAGAAAGGCUUGAGUAAUGACCUCCAGCGAAGGCACUCGAUGGACAGGCAGAACUCCCAAGAGAAGGGUGUCAUGGGUGGCAGCUAUGCUGUUCGUUCACCUUGUGUCUCUCCUGGCCAGUCCCCACCCACUGGCUACUCUAUUCUUGCCCCCACGCAUUUCAGUGGCCCUCGUUCCUCACGAUACUUAGGAGAGUUUUUGAAGAAUGCCAUUCACCUGGAGCCCCAUAAGAAGAACAUGGCUGGUGGGGGCAUGUUCAGGAAUGCGCACUUUGAUUAUGGCGCAGCUGGCUUGCAAGCACAUAGAUCAGGACACUUUGAUGCUCCUGUGCAGUUUUUGAGAAGGCUUGAUCUGUCUGAGCUGCUCACACACAUCCCCAGGCAUAAAUUGAAUACUUUCCAUGUGCGGAUGGAAGAUGAUGCCCAGGUGGGCCAAGGGGAGGACCUUCGAAAGUUCAUCCUUGCUGCUCUCAGUGCCAGCCACAGAAAUGUUGUAAACUGUGCGCUAUGCCACAGGGCACUGCCAGUGUUUGAACAGUUUCCGCUGGUGGAUGGGACCCUGUUCCUUAGCCCAUCGAGACAUGAUGAGAUUGAAUAUGAUGUUCCCUGUCACCUUCAAGGAAGGCUUAUGCACCUCUAUGCUGUUUGCGUAGACUGCUUAGAAGGGGUUCACAAAAUUAUCUGCAUUAAGUGCAAGUCCCGAUGGGAUGGAAGCUGGCAUCAGCUGGGAACUAUGUAUACCUACGAUAUUCUGGCAGCAUCUCCCUGUUGUCAGGCUCGACUGAACUGUAAGCACUGUGGGAAGCCAGUAAUAGAUGUACGGAUUGGCAUGCAGUAUUUCUCCGAAUACAGUAACGUCCAGCAGUGUCCUCACUGUGGAAAUCUAGACUACCACUUCGUGAAGCCAUUUUCUUCAUUUAAAGUUUUGGAGGCUUAUUGA